Vollenhovia emeryi is the source of this 7989-nucleotide messenger RNA. RefSeq lists its product as uncharacterized. Gene Ontology annotation, cellular component: extracellular region. Gene Ontology annotation, molecular function: chitin binding. NCBI's taxonomy places the organism in Eukaryota, Metazoa, Arthropoda, Insecta, Hymenoptera, Formicidae. The record is from RefSeq and is a predicted model, not a curated record. The transcript has 4 exons. The coding region runs from base 1860 to 7607 and encodes 1915 amino acids.
UCCCGCGCCGUUGCAGACAGCGCCGUUACAGGCAGCGCCGUUACCGACGUAGGAUCGUAGCGGUUACCAAGCGCGCCUCGUCCCAGAUAAGCGCGCGCGCGCGCACGAGUUAAGAUCGGCGCGUGUUGCUAGGUUCGCUUUGAUUCGCACUCCGGGUGGAGAGAACGCGGUCGGGAAAUAGCCCCGUUGACCUGGAUUCAAUUAUGACUCGACCGAAAUAUUUAAUUUACGGACGGGCAACCGGCAACGGGGGAGAGGGGCCGAGGCGACACGCGAGGUCUCGAUCAUCCGGACGAGCGUUGCGCGAUAAUGAAGCUAAUUAUUGUCCGGGCACCCGCGACAGCUCUCCUCUCCCGCGUAACGAACGCGACAGGCAGGGGCGUGUAAAAUUCAAUGAUCCAACGGUAUAAAAGGAGCGUAUGACUUACUUUGUUUUCCACAACGAGUGAUAUCAUUGCUGGCGCGAUAGGGGGAAUUGCGUAACGUAAUCGAUGAUGAUCGAUCGGAUAGGCAUUUUACCAUCGCCGAUUAAUUGCGUACAACAGGACGGCAAAGCGCGCUUCGUCGCGAACGCGUGAAAAAAUAUAUCUGGAAACACGCUGUUUUCGGAUUAAUAGAAUACAAUUGAGGCUUCGUGCGUUUAAUAAAUAAAAAUUAUACAAAUAAAAUAUGCUACCGUAUUCGCUCGAUUCUCCAGAACGUGAAAUAAAAAAUGUACUCGCACGUUACGGUGAAAACAUCCCGUUUUCAGAUUAGCAAGACAUAAUUGAUACUUCGUGCGUUUAAUAAAAUUAUACGAAUAAAAUAUACCAGCGUAUUUGCCCGAUUCUCUAGAACGCGAAAUAAAAAAUGUAAUCGCACGUUACAUUACGGCAAUUACGCCGAGUUUGGAGGGAAACAAUUUUGUUAAGUGACUCCCCUUCCCAAAAUAUACGCUCAGGGAAAUAUAGCUUCAAACUGCUGCUGAAAAAGCGUUAAGCAAAAGUUUCUUCUUAACGUGCUUUUGCAACUUUUGAGAAUUCUUCCUGAGAAAAGUAUUGAUACCCUAGUAGCACAAUAUAUUGGCGCAAUAUUGGGUUGUUUAAAAAGAAAAGCAUCCCGUCGUCAAUUAUACACCUCGUUAUACGAUGAUACUUAAUUACGCCGAGUUGCAGACAUAGGGGCAGUAUUAUCGAUAAGCCGUGAUAUCGGCAUACAUUUCAAGUAUAGAAUUCAAUAGGAGGUCAGUGCGACGUUAUCGAAGUGUUAGAUCACGGCUGAUAAAAAAAGAAAUAUGAUAUUUACGACAUGUCGCGACCCGGUAUGAGUCUAUCAAUUUCGGAGAUUAUCUAAAUCAUUCCGAUCGAAUCCUCCACUUAUAAUGACAUACAGAAUGUAUAUUAAAUGGAGGAUUUUUUUACUAUGUCCCGGAGAGUGUCCGAUCACCGCUGCGACGUGUACGCCAAAAAUAUAUCGUCAAUAGAGAGUCAGUAACGAGUGUAUAUGAAAAAAAAAUUGCGUGCAGACUACAACAUAUUGGAUAUUGCAAUCUUUAUUUAUACUUUUGCAAGACGUGACUGACUGCAAUUCAACAAUGUGGUGUUUGGACACGCGUAAGCUAUGAUCUUGUACUCCGAGAGGGAUUUGUAAUGCCACCUCGUGUGCUAUCGCCUCGUCAUAAUCUUUAAUAUAUUAUUUAUUGUUCACGUUUACUGCCACGACUUCCCUAACUUUGUUAAUACAUUUUAUCAUUGUUUGACCGUCACUGACACUGCUCGGACUCCUUUCGUGGUUACUUAUACUUUUAAUAUUACUGACUGCUCCUACUGACUUAAAAUUAAUGUUAAUCUAUUUAUUAUAAUUCUUGAUUAUUAUUGAUUAUGGGUAUUUUAUCAUCAUCAAAGAUGCCUUUCAAAAUCUUCCAUCUUUGUACAUAUGGAUACUAUGCGGUAAUCAUCGCCGCAUUAGCGAUCGUCGCAGCUGAAGUAUCCGCGAGCAAAAUUACGGGUAAAACACCUGUAAGGAAGCCUGAGUGUCCGUCCUCAGGCACCACCAACGUGCCUCACCCGAAGGACUGUACCUUAUAUUACAUUUGUCAGGACGGCAAGGGCACGCUUAAAGAGUGUCCCAAUGGCCUGCACUUCAAUAACGUUUUCAAGCAGUGUGACUGGCCGCCGGCAGGAUGCCUUCCCGGAAUGCCUCGGCCAGAGACUCAACCGAAUAUUCCUUCCGAAAGAAAGGAGGAAGAAAAUACGUCUUCACGUGGCUGCGUCGGCACGUGUCCGUCUAUAGAUCCCAUGGAUAGAACGAUACUUCUGCCUUAUAGGCAUGACUGCACCAAGUUCUGCUCAUGCAGUAACGGCACCCCGUUUAUCAUGUCUUGCCCGGCUGGAUUGCACUUCGACAAGGCAAAAUCCAUCUGCAAUUGGCCGACGAUAGCCAAGUGCCCGUGGAAGAAGAGCAAACGGUAUACAGCGUGUAUAUACAUAGUGGCCCUUUUUUAUGUGGCCAUACUGGGCGUUGAUGCCUUCGACGAAUCACCGGUGGCCGGCAUUUUGGCAAAAUGCCCCGAGACCAACCCAAAAAAUGAAACAGUCUUUGUGCCCCAUGAUACUGACUGCACAAAAUUCUACAGUUGUCACAUGGGAGUAAAAGGCGAGCCAUUAAAUUGCCCUUUCAUGGAUAAAAACGGCAAUAGAUUGCACUUCAAUCCCAAACUUCAAGUAUGCGAUUGGCCGUGGAAUGCAGGAUGUACGACUCCGACGCCGACGACUCCGACGCCGACAACCCCGACGCCGACGACUCCGACGCCGACGACUCCGACGCCGACGACCCCGACGCCGACGACCGCGACGCCGACGACUCCAACACCGACAACCCCGACUCCGACGACUUCGACGCCGACGACUCUGACACCGAGUUCUCCGACGUCGACGACUCCGUCAUUGGAUUCUUGCGUAUCCGAUGGAAGGAUACAUAUGAUUCCCCAUGAGACUUUGUGCGAUCAUUAUUAUUCGUGUUUCAACGGCAUUGUAGAUUCCGUCCCUCAGAAAUGCGACCGCGAUUUAUUAUUCAAUCCAAAGCUCCGUGUAUGCGAUUAUCCGGAAAAUGUUAAGUGUAAUAAUAUUCCGCCGAGUACGGAUAUUGUGACGUCAACUAUCCGCUCAUUAAUUACACCCUCGAUGCCGUUCACUUCGUCAUUGUUUUCUCCAUUGUCGACGGAAUCAGUAGAUCCAUCUGCCUGGAUUUGCGUACCAAACGGCAAGCGAUAUAAGGUUCCUCAUGAGAUUAUGUGUGAUUACUAUUAUUGGUGUGCCAACGGUAUAAAAGGCACGCAGCCGGUAAAAUGCAAGAGUAAUUUAUUAUUCAAUCCAGUGGCCGGUGAAUGUGAUUACCCGGAAAAUGUAGAUUGCUCUGGUAGAAGUACUUCAUGGCCAGAUACCACAACGACUGAAAGGUGGACACCGCCUACGAAACCACCACCAACGGACCCACCUCCAACGAAACCGUCUCCAACGGAACCAUCUCCAACGGACCCACCUCCAACAAAACCGUGUCCAACGGAACCACCUCCAACGGACCCACCUCCAACGAAACCGUCUCCAACGGAACCACCUCCAACGGACCCACCUCCAACGAAACCGUCUCCAACGGAACCACCUCCAACGGACCCACCUCCAACGAAACCGUCUCCAACGGAACCACCUCCAACGGAACCACCUCCAACGGAACCACCUCCAACGAAACCGUCUCCAACGCAACCACCUCCAACGGAACCAUCUCCAACGGAACCUCCAACAACAAGAGAUCCUAACAAACCCCGUGAGAACUGUCCUGCUAAGGGCUCACCGGAGAAAGGACGGAUUGCUCACCCAUGCCUAUGCAAUCGUUAUUACGAAUGCGUAGACGGCGAAAAGAUAUUAUUGACGUGUCCAAUCGGCAAGCACUUCGAUUGGGUGAGAGAAGUUUGCGAUUGGGCCGCAGUAGUGAAGUGUAUUCGGCCGAUUCCGACCUUCGACAUUCUAAUGGACGAUGGCUAUGAUUCCACAUGUGCUCCAGAGGGCAGAGCAUUUCCGCACGAGACCGAUUGUUCCGCCUAUUAUUUAUGCACCAACGGUCAGACGAUUUUGACCUACUGUUUGGAAGGACUUCACUUCAAUAUGACCAUCCAGACAUGCGAUUAUCCGGAAAAAAGUUGCGAUCUAAAUGCACCCCUACCGACAAUCAGUUUGGACACUUGCCCUUCUACAUAUUCCACGGAGAAAGUAUUUUUAUCACACGAAUGUGAGUGCAGGCAGUAUUACGAAUGCGUUGGUGGAAAGCAAGUUCUCCGAUCUUGCCCGAACGGAAUGCAUUUCGAUGGCGUUCGACAAAUUUGUAACGAUCCGACUAAAGUCACAUGUAUCGCAACUUCGACAAGGACCGUAUCUACAACUGCGCCAACUACGAGAGCUAUUAAUAAACCUCGCACAACGUGUCCUCCCAAGGGAUCAUCCGAGAGUGCACGGUUUCCUCAUCCAUGUCUAUGCAAUCAGUAUUACGAGUGCGUGGAAGGCGACAAGAUAUUACGAACAUGUCCGAUCGGCACAUACUUUGACGACGCGAAAGAAGUUUGCAAUUUGGCCGCCAAAGCGAAAUGCACCCGGCCGCUUCCGUCCCACAAUAUCCUAAUUGGCGACUACGAUACUAAAUGCUCCCCAGAUGGCAGAAGGUUUCAGCACGAAUCAAGUUGCACCGAGUAUUAUUUAUGCUCAAAGGGUAAGAAAAUCUUGAAGUCCUGCUCAGAAGGACUUCACUUCAACGUUACUAUACAGAUGUGCGAUUAUCCGGAAAAGAAAUGUGAUCGAGUUACACCUCGGCCGACAAUCUCUCUAGAUGUUUGCCCUCCCGCAGGCUCCACAGAGAAAGUAUGGCUGUCUCACGAGUGCGAAUGCACGCAGUAUUACGAGUGUGUUGACGGAGAACGGGUUCUUCGAGACUGCUCGGAUGGUCUGCACUAUGAUCACAUUCGUCAGAUUUGCAAUGAGCCGACCGAAGUCAAGUGCGCCAACUUCGCGCCGUUGCCGACGGUUCCCACGGAUUGGUCAUCCGGUAUUCCCAAUUUGAAUACAAGAUGUUACGACGAGAAUAGCGAGACGCCUCACGAACACGACUGCAGGUUCUACUAUAAGUGCAGCAACGGCAAGAAGAUCUUGAAGACGUGUCCUGAAAACUUAUACUUCAAUCCGACGCUUCGAGUCUGUGAUUUUUCGGAGAACGUCGCCUGCCAUUCGGAAUCUGCAAACUUACCUACUGCGUCAACGUCAACCAAGUGUCGCGCGACGACAGGAACCAUCAAAAUUCCUCACGAGACCGAUUGCAAUCUAUAUUACGUUUGCGAAGAUGGCAUUGAUACUCUUAAAACAUGCCCUCCAAAGCUCGUUUUCAAUUCUAUUCUGAAAGUCUGUGAUUUCCCAGAAAAUUAUAUUUGCAACGUGAUCAGCGCAAAGGACGAUUAUAAAAAGGAAGAUAAGACGAUGAUUCAAAACCUUGACCCGUCUACCUGCAUCGGUACCUGCCCUGAAGAAGAUCCCGUGUAUGCAGUGUUACUUCCAAACGAUGAUUGCAAGAAAUUCUGCAUAUGUAGCGGCGGCGUGGCGUGGGUCCAACCGUGUCCUGAGCCUCUCUAUUUCGAUUCUGUACACAAGGUUUGUAAACGGAAGAAGGAUGCUGUUUGUGGGAAGCGUUCAUUCGAUCAAGGUGAUGCUUUCACAGCUCGUAAGGUAGCCGACGAUGACAAUUCGCCACAACUUUUGACCGAAAAGACCGACAAAGACUAUAGCGACUUGCCUAAAACACAUUUUUACAAUCUCGAUCCGUCUACGUGUAUCGGCACUUGUCCAGAAGAAGAUCCCGAGUAUGCAGUGCUGCUUCCAAAUGACGACUGCAAAAAGUUUUGCUUGUGCAGCAAUGGUUUGGCGUAUGUCCAGCCGUGUCCUGAACCACUUUACUUUGAUUCCGUGGAUAAGGUUUGCAAACAGAAGAAGGACGCCGUUUGUGGGGUACGCUCGUACGAUCCCUCAUUGAUGAUCUACGAGAAGGAUUUGAUAUCUGGAAGCGACGAGAAUUAUGAUGAACGUGAAAUAUAUCAUAACCCUUGGUACCGGCGUUUCGAUAAUGUCAAUCCGUUUAUGUGCAUCGGCAUUUGUCCUGAGGAAAAUUCCGAAUAUAGAAUGUUACUUCCGCACGAGGACUGUAGGAAGUUCUGUGUAUGCAACAAGGGUUCGACAUACGUUCACGCAUGCCCUGAACCACUUUACUAUCAUUACGUGGAUAGGAUCUGCAGAGAGAGAAAGCAUACCGUUUGCGCAACCAUAAUUAGCGUAGAGGACGAUGAAGAAUAUUCAGAGGAAUAUCUGAGCGAUGAGAGUAACGAACGUAGAAGACAUAACGGUUUGUGGCCACCCUUCCAUAGUAUCAUUCCGUCUACUUGCAUUAAUACGUGUUCUGAGAGUGACUACAUGUCUGCAGUGUUACAUCCAAAUGAGGACUGUAAGAAAUAUUGCUUAUGCAGCAGAAAUGGGAUCAGAAUCUAUUCGUGUCCCGAGGAUCUUUACUUCGAUUCAAUAGAUAAAAGAUGUAAACGGAGGAGGGAUACAGUUUGCGCGCUCAGCCGAAAUGACGGUACGAUAAGUAAAGAAGUCAUUGGCAAGGAAAGGACAGAUACUGUAAGCGAAGAAAUCAGCGACCGCGAAGUAUAUACCUCGUCUAAUAUACCUGUAUACCCUUGGUUUUACGGCUACCUGGAUACAUCUACCUGUAUAGGUACUUGUUCUGAAAACUCUAACUAUGCACUCCUGCUUCCAAACGUGGACUGCAAAAAGUUCUGUAUAUGUAGUAGCAAUCAGAUGUGGAUUCUGUCAUGUCCUAAUCAAUUUUAUUACGAUUCUGUAGAUAAGAUUUGCAAAUCGAAAAACAACGCCAAUUGCGCGAUAAAUCCGUUCAAUAAAAAUCGACCUUUUAUGUCUAACACAGUGGUUGACAAAAAUAAUCUGAAUGGAGAGAAAAACCAUGAAGGCAGUACACGUAAUGGCAUCUCGUCGAAAUUAUAUUUCUCGACUUAUCAAUCUUCCAACAAUCUUGACCCAUCUACUUGUAUCGGUACCUGUCCGGAAGAAGAUCCAGAGUAUGCAGUUCUACUUCCAAACGACGAUUGCAAGAAAUUCUGUAUGUGCAGCAACGGAAUAGCGUGGGUUCAACCAUGUCCCGAGCCUCUCUAUUUCGAUUCCGUAGAUAGAGUUUGCAAACUGAAAAAGGACGCAGUUUGUGGAAAACGAUCCUUGAGCAAAGAUAAUAUUGUAACGAUCGCUAACGAUAAUGACAAUUUGUCGAAAUCCUUUAUUACAGAAAAUAAUAACGAACGCGGCACAUAUGACAAUCUCGAUCCGUCUACUUGUAUCGGUACCUGUCCGGAAGAAGAUCCCGAGUAUGCAGUUCUACUUCCAAAUGACGACUGCAAGAAAUUCUGUAUGUGUAGCAACGGCAUAGCGUGGGUUCAACCAUGUCCCGAGCCUCUCUAUUUCGAUUCUGUAGAUAGAGUUUGUAAAAGAAAAAAAGAUGCUGUGUGCGCGGUACGCCAGUUAAUGUAAUAAAGAUCACUGUUUCACAAUUGAUAAAUAAUGAUUGCCAAUGAAUCUGUAGCUGCUCCGAGCGAGGAACAUGAUGGCAGUCAUUUUAGUUGAAGUUUUAUUUCAGUUUCACUUUUUAUUUUACUUAUAAAUCUCUAUGUUCACUUUUCUUAUAAUUUAACACUGAAUAAUGUGAUAAUGUUAGUUGUUGAAACAAUUCUGAAACAAAAUUCCGUUUUUAUUUGAAGUAAUCAUUCGUCGAUAAUUAUUUAUUUAUAGAAUAAUAAAAUGUUAUAAUCUAACAGUGCCGCCAUAUUAUACAUAUUGUAACUUAUAAUUGCUGAAAGCUAUUGUUUACUUUUUAAUUAAAAUUACUAUAGGUAUAUAUAAUAAAUUAUCGAGU